Molecule: messenger RNA, 869 nt
Organism: Ricinus communis (castor bean)
Lineage: Eukaryota; Viridiplantae; Streptophyta; Magnoliopsida; Malpighiales; Euphorbiaceae
Product: LOB domain-containing protein 4
Exons: 3
Coding region: 172-615 (147 amino acids)
Source: RefSeq, a predicted model, not a curated record
CCCUAAUAAGAUUUGCUGUCACUUAAUUUCUCUAUAUAACACCUAUCAGCUCUCUCCUCCAACCCCCUCUUAAUCACUAACUUCUGUUUCUUGUGAAAGAUCAGUUUCUUGAGCUUGGACAGGUUUUCAGAAGGUUUUAAUCAGCUGUAGCUGUAUAAAGCUUCAACAAGAAUGAAGGAGAGUGGAAGAAAGCAAGGUGCGCUAUCUCCAUGCGCGGCCUGCAAGCUUCUCCGUCGGAGAUGUGCUCAGGACUGUGUUUUUGCUCCUUAUUUUCCAGCAGAUGAGCCUCAGAAGUUCGCCAGUGUUCACAAAGUCUUUGGAGCAAGCAACGUUAACAAAAUGUUACAGGAACUGCCAGAGCAUCAAAGAAGCGAUGCAGUGAGUUCAAUGGUGUAUGAAGCAAAUGCAAGGGUACGUGACCCAGUUUAUGGGUGUGUUGGGGCAAUAUCAUCUUUGCAGCAACAAAUUGAUUCACUCCAAACCCAGUUGGCAAUUGCACAAGCAGAAGUAGUACACAUGAGAAUGCGCCAAUUUGGUACGUCUUCUUCCAAUCCAAGCGCCAUGGACAUGGUGGUUGAUCAGGCCAAUGCAGGGGAAUCAUUGUGGUCAUGCUAGCUAGCUUUAGCUAAUUAGCAUGCUUGCUUACCCUUUUUGGGUAUAUACUUAUUAAUUCAUCAUCAUGGGCUUGCUUUAUUGUCUGCCUCUUGCAUACCCUUUUGCUUUCUUUUUCUAGUCUUUGUAGCGCAUCUCUACUUGACCAAGAGAUGAUGAUUAUGAUCAUUUAACAAUAUUGUAUAUAUUUCCAAACAUAUAAUUAUGAGUUAUGAUAUCUUUAGGUAAUAGUGAAGUUGACUCUCUUUUUUCCUUUA